AUGAUGCUUUCUCAGUUGUGCUGCUUGCAAGAGUACUUGGCGCUCUUAUAUCCUGUUUACGAUGGGCGGAGCUAUGGUCGUUCACCUCUGUUUUCACACUGCAAGCAAACAAUCUGGAAACACCUUGAAACCUCAUCGCCGGAGCUGCAACCAGGGUCGGAUUAUAUAAGGCAGCAGCCUCUCUUGUUGUGGCACAAGUUGCAUCCACUGAUUGUGAUCACCAUGAAUACAUCUCUGUUCUUCCUUGCUGCUGUAGCAGCCGUCGCUGCUGACAAGAUCCCCGACUUCGUCGUCCCAGGAAAAUGUCCUGUUGUGGACGAGAAAUCACUCUUCGACGAACAGAUUCCUAAUCAUCCUAAGUAUGCUGGUGUUUGGUACGAAAUUGCUCUCACAAACAACCCAUACCAACUCCUCAAGCAAUGCGUCCGCAACGAAUAUUCCUUUGGUAAGAUGGAUUUUCAUUAA
Penaeus vannamei (Pacific white shrimp) is the source of this 465-nucleotide messenger RNA. NCBI's taxonomy places the organism in Eukaryota, Metazoa, Arthropoda, Malacostraca, Decapoda, Penaeidae. The record is from RefSeq and is a predicted model, not a curated record.